Molecule: messenger RNA, 1664 nt
Organism: Durusdinium trenchii
Lineage: Eukaryota; Dinophyceae; Suessiales; Symbiodiniaceae
Source: the annotation of a GenBank genome assembly
UUGAGAACACGGCCAUUUGUAUUUCUUGGAGAUGAUGGUAAGAACAGCUGUCAUGGAAAGCUUUAGUCUAUUCACUCUUCCCACUCUUCCCCCUGGCUUUGAUGGCUUCGAGCUCUUAUGUGCUCCGAUGGAAUUUAGCACUUGCCACUGCAGCCAAGUCAGCCAAGUGGAAGAGAGCCCUGUCCUUGAUGCAAGGGCUGAGAACAGAAGCUUUGCAGCCAGACGUGGUCACUUUCAAUACCCUUCUUCGUGCUUGCACACGUGCGAGUCGAUGGAAGCUUGGUUUGUUCAUGCUAGAUUCUAUGAGAGAGCAAGAGCUGAAAGCAGACGCAGUGACUUUCACGUCUCUGUUGGGCUUUCAAAAAGAUGCCGCCGCCUGGAUUCGCGCUGUGGCCAUCCUGCAUGCCAUGCAACUGGCACUGCUUCAACCUGAUGGGCAUGCUUUGAAUGCAGUCUUGGCAGAAUGCAUGGCAGCAGGCCAUUGGACCUUGGGCUUGAUCCUUUUGAAGCAGGUUCAGUCUGCUCAGUUGGCUUCGAGGAAACCAGAUAAGCAACAUGCUGUGGCUCUAAGUACUGUGAUGGCCGGAGCUGUGAGAGCAGGGCGUUGGGACGUUGCUUUGUCUCUUUUUGGAGCCUGCGAAGCUCUGGAUCGUGUCGAUGGUGUCCUUUUGUCUACGUGCAUGCGAGUUUGCCGCGCUGGACAUUUCUGGCAGUUGGGCUUGUUGUUGCUUCCUAGAGCCCAAGAUCCUGAUGCCGCAGUGUAUAAUGCCGCUAUUAGCAUGUGUGCAGAUGCAGGUCAAUGGCAGACGGCCUUGGGUCUGUUCGGAGAAGCUCAUCGCAACCAGCGCACGGACACCACGAGUUGCAACGCCGCCAUCACCGCCUGUGAUCGGGGCCGGGCUUGGCCACACGCGCUCUACACUUUUCACUUGGCUGUUGGGCUUCGAGAUUACAUCAGCUAUUGCGCCAUCUUCAGUGCUUGCCGGGGACAGUGGCCCCUGACUCUAGCUUUGCUGCGGAUGGCAGCCAGCGAGCAGAUUCAACCAGGCGAACGAGCCUGGAGCGCUUUGCUCACCUCCUGCAACUCACAAUGGGAGUUGGGCUUAGUGCUUGCCGAUGAAGGCCGUGAUGCGAAUUGGGACAUCAUUUGUCACAACACAGUGAUGCACAUGCUGUCAGCCGCUGGAAAAUGGAUGGAGGUGCUGCACUUGCUCAACACCUUGCGUGGUACCCAUCAGCCUGAUGCUGUGACCUUGGAUGCAGCUUGUUCGGCCUUCGAGGCAUCCGGUGCCUUCCGGCAGCUGCCCUUGGUCCAAGAAGCACUGCGGACGCGUGCGGUCGGUGAACUCGGAAGGAGAUGAGAUUUUCAAUCCAAGAAUCGGAGAGUCAAUGGAGUUUCUUCACAGUGUUUUUUUGUCGGGUUCUUUUGUGUGGUUUGAGGGGGUCCUUUUCAGCCAUCCAGCUGCUCCCAGGCUGCGCAUUGCACAUCCGAAUCUGAAGGCCCGGAUCUCUGGCCAUUGAAAGCUGGCUUGGGCCUUGCCGCCACUUGGGCUUCUGGGCGGUUGGAGAGGCCGUUGAAACUGCUGGCAGAUCCUUUCCUAGGAUGUGGUGGUUGGGGCAAAGCCUGAUUCCGACUCAGAAGUCUUCAAAUCUCAGAAUUUGGC